Mangifera indica (mango) is the source of this 877-nucleotide messenger RNA. RefSeq lists its product as uncharacterized. Lineage: Eukaryota; Viridiplantae; Streptophyta; Magnoliopsida; Sapindales; Anacardiaceae. The record is from RefSeq and is a predicted model, not a curated record. The transcript has 2 exons. Bases 247 to 714 code for a protein of 155 amino acids.
ACUUGGAAGAGAACGGAUCGAUAAUAUAUUAUUUGCAUUAUCGAUUGUAUGGAUUUCUCUUCGGUGUCUGUUCCCGUUUACAUAAGAGUAUUCUCUAUGAAUGGGAUAAGACGGACUAGAGAUCCUAUUUAGAGGCAUGAAUUGCCAUCCCUACCUCUGUAAAAAUUUGGUUUUGGAGCAAACCUUGGGUUAGGAUAAUGUAAUUCACUGUUCCUAAAAUUGCCGAGAACACGAGCGCGGUGAUGUAUGUUGUCUAUGUCCCCCUCACGCUUAAAUCUAAGCUCAAUGCCUAAAAAAUCUAAGUCUGCCAAGGUACUUGAAAAAUCGCAAGAAAUUGUUUCUAUAGAAGAUGAAAACCCUUCUUCGAAGUCAAAAAAAGUGAGUAAUGAGAUUGAUGAAAAGGCUUCUUCGAAGUCUAAAAAAUUGAGUAAUGGGAUUGAUGAAAUUUUUGCUGGUAAAAAGAGGAAGAAACCUGAAGGUAAAAAAUCCCGGAAGACAAAUAAAGAUGAAUCUGGUGAAACAAAAUUGGUGAAAAGGAAGAAAGAAAACAAGAGUAAAGGAGUUGCAGAGGGUGGUUUUGUGGACACUUCUUCCCGGCCUAUGAGGAAAACUGAAGAUGGGUUUACUAUCUACUCUGAAGAGGAGUUGGGUAUCAAUAAUUCUGAUGCUGGAAACACUCCACUUUGUCCAUUUGAUUGUUCUUGUUGCUUUUAGUGGUACUUGCAGAUGGGGAUGUCCUCGUUUGGAUUUUUGUUGUUCUCUUUUGCAAUUUUUGAUUAAGGCUUCGUUUGUUAAAUGUAGACUAUGAAUCCAGUGUGACUUAUCAGUGUUAAUUUCCCUUAUUUUCAUAAUGAAGUUAUUAGACAUAGAAUAUGUA